UUGCUACGUUUCACCUAUAACGAGGACGGGAUGACAGCACCGAACAGGUUCAGCUUUUCUGUCCGGAGCAUCCUGGACCUGCCGGAGCCGGAUGCGGUUUACUCCUCCAGCUCCCCCUACACCUCCUGGACAGACUGCGACCGAAGCCCCUGCAUAUCUUCUGACGAGGGUAGUUUCGAGGCCUCCCCUGACUCCACCAAGCCGGACGACGCAUCUCCGGAAUCGGAGCUCGAGAGGAGCAAGAAGAGCAAGAAGCGCCGCGUCCUGUUCUCCAAGGCGCAGACUCUGGAGCUGGAGAGGCGCUUCCGCCAGCAGCGCUACCUGUCCGGCCCGGAGAGGGAGCAGCUGGCCCGGCUCCUCAGCCUCACCCCCACGCAGGUGAAGAUCUGGUUCCAGAACCACCGGUACAAGAUGAAGCGGGGCCGGGCGGACGGCGCGCUGCAGGAGGUGGAGAUACCGCCUCCUCCGCUCCUGCGCAGGGUGGUAGUUCCGAUCUUGGUGCGGGACGGGAAGCCUUUUCACACCUACUUACUCGACACGGAGAAACCCGGGUUGCCUUCGUCUUCCACUCACGCGGUACCCUUCCCGUGGAUCUACCCGUCCCUCCCGCACCCCGGCCCCGCAGCGCUCGCUCCCAGGUACCAGCAGCAGCACUUUCCGGCCGGGGCGGCCUCCAGGUUCUCCUGGAGGGAGUUCUGGAGCGAUUCGCUCUCGUUUAACUCCUUCAAAUGA
Menidia menidia (Atlantic silverside) is the source of this 732-nucleotide messenger RNA. NCBI's taxonomy places the organism in Eukaryota, Metazoa, Chordata, Actinopteri, Atheriniformes, Atherinopsidae. The record is from the annotation of a GenBank genome assembly.